GACGGAUUCAAUUUUUGGAUUUUCCGACGCCUUUUCCGAUGCUUGUAGCUGUGUUUCUCUUCCCUAACUUUUCUUGUUAGCAUAUUACUGGUCGCUUUAACCGAAAGGGGCAAAAAAUUCUUUCCUUUGAAUAGCUUUUGAACAAACUCCGACUCAGUUCUUAAUCUUUUUCUAUGAUUUUAGAGUUAUUUUUUUUCCGAUUAAAGGUUUUAAACUUCAUGAAGCAAGCGGAAACCCUUGUGCUCUUGCAGUAAGAAUUGUGAGAUGAUAAAUAAGGUUAAAAAUAAUAAAUUAGCGAGAAAUAGAAGGAACACGGUGAGCUGGCCUUCUUAAUGUUAUCUGCUUAGGGUUGCUUCUGAAGCAUUCUUUCUCUAGGCAGGUGCGCGAACAGUUAUCUACGCAGGUAUGCUUCUACCAUAUACUUCCAGACUGGAAAUCUUUAAUUGAUUGUCCAAGUCAAUAACACCUCAUGCCCCCACGCAAUUUAAAUGUAGUUCAACUACCUCUGGUCCAUUUCUUCUACAGUGUCUGUGGAAGUCUUCCAAACACCCACACCUUCUUAAUUUUCUUCUUUCCUAACUCGUCUUCCUGCAGGCAUCAAUGGCAAACCUGCAUUGAUGCAUAAACUAUUAGGGAUUCUUGUUCAUGAUAGUCUACCAUACUAUUUAUUCUUGUUUCGGAGAUUUAAUGAUAAAGUUUGAUUUGAGGUUUUCAAUGAUGGAAAGUUGUUUUUCACCUGAACUGGACCAUAAUUAUAGAGAAAUCGAUUACAAGCGGCAAUAGGCAACUUAGUGGGUGAUGGAUCGGAGAAGUUGGCCCUGGAAGAAGAAGUCAUCUGAAAAGGAUGUCAGCAACAUCACUAACUAUGUACAAAUAUCUGCUGAGACAUAUGCAAGCCUUAUUGAUCUGGAAGAUCAAGUGAAGAUCUUAAAUGAAAAAUUAUCUGCAGCAGAAAAUGAGAUAACAACUAAAGAUAAUCUAGUCAAGCAACACGUUAAAGUUUCUGAAGAAGCCAUUUUAGGUUGGGAAAAGGCCGAAGCUGAAUCAUCUGCACUGAAGAAUCAACUUGAAUCUGUCACGCUGUUGAAGCUUACAGCUGAAGAGCGUGCAUCUCAUCUUGAUGGUGCCCUAAAAGAGUGCAUGAAGCAGAUAAGGAAUGUGAAGGAAGAAAGCGAACAAAAACUACAUGAUGUUGUCUUUGCCAAAACCAAGCAAUGGGAAAAGGUCAAAGCUGGGCUCGAAGAAAAGCUUACUGAUUUUGAGCAGGAACUACUUAGAGCUUCUGCUGAAAAUGAUGCACUUUCAAGAUCUCUUCAAGAGCGUUCAGAUAUCCUUAUGGAAGUUAACAAUCAGAAAAUGGAAGCUGACACUGAAAUUGAAUUGUUAAAAAUCAAUAUUCAAUCUUGUGAAAAGGAAAUUCGUUCGCUGAAAUAUGAGCUGCAUGUUAUUUCAAAGGAGCUUGAAAUUCGGAAUGAAGAAAAAAGUAUGAGCAUAAAGUCUGCUGAUGUAACCAACAAGCAACAUUUGGAGGAUGUCAAGAAAAUAUCUAAGUUGGAAGCAGAAUGCCAAAGGUUACGAUGUCUUGUUAGGAAAAAACUUCCUGGGCCUGCUGCGUUGGCACAAAUGAAGCUAGAGGUGGAGAAUUUAGGCCGUGACAAUGCUGAGAGUAAGCUGAGACGGUCACCUUCUAGGAAUCCUAGCCUGCAUCUCAUGCCAACUGCUGCUGAUUAUGCUUCUGAUAGCAUCCACUCACUGAAAAAGGAAAAUGAAUUUCUUACUGCCCGUUUAUAUGCAAUUGAGGAAGAAACAAAAAUGCUAACAGAGGCUUUGUCAGAACGGAACGGUGAGUUACAGAUUACAAGAAGUAUGUUUGCUAAAACAGCAAGCAGGCUUCAGAGUGUGGAAGCGCAGUUUCGGUCUUUCAGCCAACAUAAGAUCUCACCAAAACCAAGCAUUGACAUCUCUUUCGAUUCUACCUUAAGACAAUAUGAAAGCAACCCCCGAAGCUUCACCUCCACGUCUGAAGAUGGAACUGAUGUGGAUACAACUUAUUCUGAAUCUUUGGCAACAACAUUAUUGCCAGAUCAAUCACAAUUCAGUUCGGAAAAAGAGACUAAUCUGGAACUUAUGGAUGAUUUUCUAGAGAUGGAGAAAUUAGCUUGUUUGACAUCUCGGCCCAAGGACAUGAGGGCCACAGCUAGUUCCCAUGAGUUUGAUAUAGUGGAAACUCAAAAUGCUGAUGUUGGUACAUUAGAUGUCCAGAAUGAUAAUACCAAAACAGAACUGCUGAUGUCAGGAAAAAGAGAAAAUGGUCAUUUUCCUGAUAAUGAAGGAGAACUUGAAAGGAAUGAGCUUGGUUCUCCCUUGGUAAAGCUGCAGUCAAGAAUUGUUUCUAUUUUUGAGUCUCUGCCUCAAGACAUUGACGCUGCUAAAGUCCUUGAUGAUAUAAGAAACAUUAUACAGGACACACAGGAAAAAUUGCUUGGGCACUCUGUUAGCUGUGUCAUCAAAGAAAGCAAUAUAGUAGAUGCUUCUUGUGAUAAACAAUCAAGCAAUACCGACAUGGAUGAGCUUAUUAAUAUCCGCAUUUAUUCUGAAAAGGAGAACGAUUCAUUCCCUGAUGAUAAACAUUUCUUAAAUCAGGAAGUUAAGAAUGCAAUAUCUGAGAUUCAAAAUUUUGUAUUAUUUCUUGGUAAAGAGGCUGCAGAACCACAGUAUAGGUCAUCUGAUGUUCAAGGACUAAGUGAAAAAAUCCAACAAUUCUCUCAUUAUGUCAAGAAAAUUGUCUGCAAUGAAGAAAGCUUGAGUGGUCUUAUAGGUGUUUUAUCAGAGGUUUUAUCUGAAGCCAGUAAAUUGGGUUUAAGAAUUAUAUUUGGUAUGAGGUCUGAAUGGGAAGGCAAUAGUUCAGAUUGUAUAGACAAGGUAACAUUACUAGAGAAUGGAGUGACACAGCAAGAACUGACAGAUGAGAAUGUUUCAGGCAGUUUUAAUGCUUUAACUCAAUCUUCCUCUCAUCCAGAGAUUGAAGGGCCUAAUGGUGAAAACUGUGAAGAAAGAAACAUGAUGACUCAGCUAUCCUUGGAGGAAGUUCAACAGAUGAGGAUAGAAAAAGAAAAAUUGCAAGUUGAACUUUCUACUUACACUGAAUUAUUGGAGGCGACAAAAACUCGACUCAUUGGAACUGAACAAAGGCUGGAAGUGCUUAAAUCUGAAUUGGCUGCAAGCCAAAAAUCAAACAGUUUGUCUGAAACUCAAUUAAAGUGUAUGACUGUGUCAUAUAAUUUGCUGGAAUCACGCACUAAUGAAUUGGAAGCUGAAGUGGAUCAACUACAUAUAGAAGUCAAAACUUUGAACAAUGAGCUUCAGGUAGAAAGGGAACUUCAUCAGGAUGAUUUAGCUAAAUUGAAAGAACUUCAAGAGAAAACUGAGAGGACUGAGCAAAGCACAAGAAUCUCAGAUUCUGAUGCUGAUACUAUCAAAAAUCAGGAGAAAGACAUAGCAGCGGCAACAGAGAAGCUGGUCGAGUGCCAAGAAACCAUACUUCUUCUGGGGAGGCAAUUGCAAGCACUGCGACCGCCAACAGAGAAAUUGGAGCCUUGUCCAAAUACUAUACAUCAAAUGAAUGAUCAAGAUGCAGACGUCCCUGUUGCCUUAAACAAAACAACACAAUCAGUGCCUGAGGCAGAAAGUACACCAGUAACAGUCAAUGAACUUCUCUUGGAUGGACCUUGCUCUCCUAUUAACCAAUCAGAUGCCGAAGCAAGUCAUCUUCUGAAAUCACCAUUGAACUCUAAGCUCCAAAAGCAUAGGUCUCCUGGAUCCUCUUCUCCAAAUGCUUUUCCUGAGAAGCAUGGGCGUGGAUUUAGCCGGUUUUUCUCCAAAGGGAAAGGUGACAAUUAGUUUACAGUCCAUCCACUAGGAAGAUAAAUAUUUUCCAGAUGAAGAAUAAAUGGAUUCACAGUGGUUGAUCCAAUACCAGUUAUUCCUCUCAAAGUUCAGCUUUCCACAUCCUCAGUGAAGAAAUGCAGAUGAUGUCUCAAUUGUGGUUUUUCUUUCCAUGCACAUUUCUGUAAGUGAUGAGAUUGGAAGUCAGUUUCUCAAGGAACAAAAAUCAAAUCAGAAAAAUUGUGAUUUACAAACUUGCAUUUAAACUGCUGUUCUUGAGUAUCUUAUGUUGGCUAAUGAAGUCUGCGGUUCAGUUCA
This is a messenger RNA of Zingiber officinale, 4203 nucleotides long. Its product is annotated as filament-like plant protein 4. The transcript has 6 exons. Lineage: Eukaryota; Viridiplantae; Streptophyta; Magnoliopsida; Zingiberales; Zingiberaceae. The coding region runs from base 799 to 3900 and encodes 1033 amino acids. The record is from RefSeq and is a predicted model, not a curated record.